Neopelma chrysocephalum (saffron-crested tyrant-manakin) is the source of this 5260-nucleotide messenger RNA. RefSeq names its product N-acetylated-alpha-linked acidic dipeptidase 2-like. Lineage: Eukaryota; Metazoa; Chordata; Aves; Passeriformes; Pipridae. Gene Ontology annotation, molecular function: carboxypeptidase activity. The record is from RefSeq and is a predicted model, not a curated record.
AGUUAGGGAAGGGAAGACUCCAUUGUAACUUCUGAGAUCAGUCGAUGGGCAAACCUGUUUUCUCUGCCAUAGGGACGCCUAUCAGGUAAGAACCACACUCUAUGUGCACUGAAUACUUUUAUUUGGGAUUAAGGCUUGUCUUUGUAUUGCUUUGAAUACAUUCUUGCAUUCAGGUAAUAUCACCGGCAGUCUUCAAACCAUAACCUGUCACGAUUUUGUACUAAUAAAGAGUGUAAUUCCGUAACCCGUCAGCAUGAGUCCUUCACAGGUGCUGGCAGCUGCCAGCAGUGGGUAACACACUUGAAUAAGGUGGGAAGACCCACUGAGGGGUCUCCCUUAUGCUGUUGGUGUAUUUCCCUGAAUAAGUCAGUCAAACCGCCCUCCAAUCCAGCAGGACUAUUCAGUGAAGGGUCCCCAUGAUGGGACACUGACAGACUAGUUGACCACAAGGGUCUCAGCUUUCCUGGGGCACUGACAGAUGAAUAAAACACUGAGAGUCAAGAAAAACUCCCCACAGUAAGGGUCAAGGAAAUCUCCCCUUUUCACGUGACAGUCACAUAUGGCAACUCUAUGGUAUAGAGGAGUUGGGAGUGAAGGUUAAGCUAAAAAAAAAUGGAGGCAGUGUGGGAGAAGAUGUUGUUUUAAUUUUUGUCAUUGUUUCUCACUAUCCAAGUCUAUUUUAAUUUGUAGUAAAUUAAAUUAUUUAUCCCUAAAUGGAAUCUGAUUUGCUUAUAAUGGUAAUUGACAAGCAAUGUCCUUGUCUUUAUUUCAACCCAUGACCUUUGUCAUCUUAUUUCCUGCCCCUCUCCUUUGUGGAGGGUAUGUGGUUGAAGACAGAUUUACACUGUAUGUUAUAUUGUAUUUAACUGUAACAUAAUAUACUCCACCUGUGGCCAAUCCAUGGCAUGUAAGAACAUGUCACAACUAAUAACUAAUAUUAGUACUGUAUUUUAAGUGGUAGAAACCACUUUGUUGCUGCUGUUAUUCAACCUCAGCAUUGCUAAUGCCCUUGUCACUUUAAAAAGAUGUAGGCAUAGAAAUAAAUGCAUUUCAAACAUUCUCACUGUUGCUAUUCUUACCUUCUUCCUCUGAUGUUAUCAUGUGAGGUCUAAAUUUUAUCAAUUUCCAAAAGCCCUUGUCGUUUUACUGUCUAUUAUGUGCCAGUCCUACACCUGCGGUGCUAUAUAAAUGCUAAUAAUACAUCAAUAUGCUCAUUCUUUAUGAAUUCUGUAGGUGGAAUUCCAUCUGGUUUGUAUAUGCCAACUGAGAUGCUGGUGUGAAAUGUCAUUGCUGUUCAGAAUUUGUGAUGGCUUAUGAGCAGUUGGGAAAUGACAGGGAAAAAAAUCACGAAACUGGACGUGCCUAUAAUUCGAACAAAGACAUCCAGCCUGUGCUUGAGAUGGUGGCUAUCACUGGUGCAGAAUACCCAAGUCCUUAUUCUCUGGAAAGCCGUAGUGAAGCAAUUAGGAUAUUAACUAGCCUUUUCAGCUUUUUCUGAAUAUUUUCAGCUCAACCUAAUGUGUUUAAGAGAGUUUUGAUACUCAGAGUACUGAUAUUUCUUUCACAAAAUGUAUCUACUUUGGACUUUGGGAGUGAGUAGUAGGAACUUGGAGCGUUCCUGGCUCCCAGUAAAGCUUUCCUACCUUCAGCCAUAUAACUGGUCUCAAAUGGGCAGUUUCUCAGUUCCAGAAAGAUCAGUCUUGUCUUCCAUAUAGCCAUGCAGGAACUCACCAGCAGGUAGUGAUGUGCAGGGUCUGAGUAAGUUUGUGCAAAAAUAUGAUGAGUCUAUGAACAUAUUUUUUGACUAUUCCCUAGGCUGAAGUUGUGACCUUUUGCAUGAGAUACUGAUGGAUUUGACUGAAUUAGACUAAGAAAACUUGAUCUUAAGAACCCUGAAGUCUUAAGUGUAAAAAGUUAGAGAAUAUAGAAAAUAAUUUUGCAACUUUUCCCAGUUGGAAAUUGGAUGAUGCCUGGAAGUGUCCUCACUGGCUAAUCUAAAUUGUAUUCUUAGCUGCUCUAAGUAUUCAUCACUUGCCAAGGAUUAAUGUCACUAUGGAUUACAAAAGGAAGCAAUUCAGUGCUUCAUUGGUAAAGAGGAAACAAGUUUUCCCUUAUUUUCAUCUCUUGGCCACUUCCACUGGAACAUAUUGUGAUCAAGCCUAAACCAAGAACUUUCAAAACCAGGAAGUCCUGAUAAUUAAUAGAAAUUAGCCUUUUAAAUAGUACUUGUAAAGUGCUUGGUGCACAGCCUAGAUACAUAUCUGUCACAGAAAUAGACUGCAGCUGUUUUGUGGGGUAAGACUCAGAAAUGGAAGUGUUUUAUCGCUCUCAGAAAAUUGUAUCAUCAUCAUCCUGGGUUAAGGAUGAUUAGGCAGCAUGAGAGCUGAGAAACACAGAAGCCAGGGACAGCCCUGGGGCUGCAGGGGGAAAGAGGAGGAGGGGACAGAGGAGGAGGAAGGCAGCUGCUUGCCUGCCCUCCUCACAGCCUGCCAAGCUGCGGCCAGUGAUGCCCCUAUGGCCAGGAGCAGGAGCAAGACCACCCUCUGCACAUGGCUCCUCUGCCCUGGGAUGCUUGGCUGUUUCUUGCUGGGCUUUCUUACAGGAUGGUUGACAAAACUGUCUGAAAAAACCCUCAACUCUUCAGUUGUCUACCAAAAUGUGAGACAGAAACUUGUGGCUGAAAUGAAAGCAGAGAAUAUCAAGCACUUCCUUCGCUCAUUUACUAGAUUGCCUCAUCUCGCAGGAACUGAACAGAAUCUUAUUCUUGCCAAACAAAUUCAAGGCCGGUGGAAAGAAUUUGGAUUGGAUUCAGCUGAACUUGUUCAUUAUGAUGUGCUUCUUUCAUACCCAAAUGAAAAGCAGCCAAACUACAUCUCAGUAAUUGAUGAUCAAGGGAAUGAGGUUUUCAAUACAUCAUUGUUUGAACCACCUGCACAGGGGUAUGAAAAUGUUACUGAUAUACUACCACCAUAUAAUGCUUUUUCAGCACAAGGAGUGCCAGAGGCAGAUCUGGUCUAUGUGAAUUAUGGUCGUACGGAAGAUUUUUUUAAGCUGGAACGUGAAAUGGGAAUUAACUGUACAGGAAAGAUUGUCAUUGCCAGAUACGGGAAGAUCUUCAGAGGAAACAAAGUUAAAAAUGCCGUACUAGCAGGAGCCCAAGGGAUCAUACUUUAUUCAGACCCUGCUGACUACUGUGCCCCAGGAAUAGAUGCUUAUCCAGGUGGCUGGAACCUUCCAGGUGGAGGAGUCCAGCGUGGGAAUGUAUUAAACCUGAAUGGAGCUGGGGACCCUCUAACACCAGGUUAUCCUGCCAAAGAGUACACUUUCAGGUAUAAAGUUAAUGAAGGUGUAGGGAUUCCCAGAAUCCCGGUUCACCCCAUUGGAUAUCAUGAUGCAGAACUAUUAUUGAGUGCAAUGGGAGGACCUGCAGCUCCAGACAGCAGCUGGAAGGGAAGUCUCAGUGUGUCUUAUAACAUAGGACCAGGAUUUACAGGCAACUCUUCUACAAGAAAAGUAAGAAUGCAUGUUCAUACAAGUAAUAAAAUAACACGAAUUUACAACGUCAUUGGCAUCCUCAGAGGAGCCGUGGAACCAGACAGAUAUAUUAUUUUAGGUGGUCACAGAGACUCUUGGGUAUUUGGUGGUAUUGAUCCAACUACAGGUGCAGCUGUUCUGCAAGAAAUUGUACGAAGUUUUGGUAAAAUGAAGAUGGAAGGUUGGAGACCUAAGCGAACUAUUAUUUUUGCAAGCUGGGAUGCAGAAGAAUUUGGAUUAUUGGGUUCCACAGAGUGGGCUGAGGAAAAUGCCAAAGUCCUUCAGGAACGGGCAGUUGCUUACAUCAACACAGAUUCUUCUAUAGAAGGGAACUACACAUUAAGAGUUGACUGCACCCCUCUUCUCUACAAACUGGUGUAUAAUCUGACAAAAGAGAUUUUAAGCCCUGAUGAGGGUUAUGCAAAUAAGUCUCUUUAUGAGAGCUGGCUUGAGAAAGACCCUGGAACUGAAAAUAAUAGCUAUCCAAGAAUAAAUAAACUGGGGUCAGGCAGUGAUUUUGAAGCUUACUUUCAGCGACUGGGAAUUGCAUCAGGCAGAGCUCGUUACACCAAGAAUAGGAAAGCAGACAAAUUCAGCAAUUAUCCUGUUUAUCACACUGGGUAUGAGACAUUUGAACUAGUGGAAAAAUUUUACGACCCCACUUUCAAGAAACAGCUAACAAUUGCCCAGUUACGAGGAAAACUGGUUUAUGAACUGGCAGAUUCCCAGGUCAUUCCAUUCGACUGUAGAGAUUAUGGAGAAGCCUUAAAAGGAUAUAGCAAUAGAAUUUAUAAAUUGGCCAAGAAGCAUGAAGAAAAGCUGAAACUUUACAAAGUGUCAUUUGAUCCUCUUUUUUCUUCUGUGGUGAACUUUUCAAAGGCUGCUGAUGAAUUUCACAGGAGGCUUGAACAAGUGGACAAGAAAGAUCCAGUUGCAGUGCGAAUCAUGAAUGAUCAGUUGAUGUUGAUAGAAAGAGCUUUCACUGAUCCUCUGGGCUUGCCAGGAAGGAGGUUUUACAGACAUGUCAUUUUUGCUCCAAGCAGUCACAACAAGUAUGCCGGAGAGUCCUUCCCAGGGAUCUACGAUGCCAUGUUUGAUAUUCAAAGCAAAGCUGAUCAACAUGAAGCCUGGGAAGAAGUGAAGAGGCAAAUUUCCAUUGCAGCCUUCACUGUACAGGCAGCAGCAGAAACACUGAAGGAAGUAGCAUAGGAUGAUGGCUUUGAAAACUCACACAUCAAAGUCUGACAUGCAGAGUAGUCAGGCUACUGCAGCGACCCAGUCUCCUCUGAAUGUCUGCUGUAUCUAGUUUCCAACCUUCCAAAUGCAUGCAAAUGUGCUGGCAGGGUAAGCAGGAGCUUUGUGUGUCAAAAAACUCCUGAGUUAGAAAUUACUGCAUCUCUGACACUGACAGAACUGCAGCUUUAUGAACAGCCCCAGAUGGAAGCAAAUUUGGAUGUGGGGAGAGUGGGGAGGGUGGGGAGCAGGAACAAUCAGUUCCCAAUUAGAGUUUUCUGAAAGAUCUGCCAAUUUUGAGAACCUGUUGUUUUGGAUGUACAAUUACAGAACCAGUUAUUUACCAAGCUACCUGUAACUUUUGUCCAUAGCAGUGAUCAACAGCACACAUUUUGAGAAAAAAAAAUAUAACACUUUUCAGCCUGUGCAUUUUUCUUGUUCUGAUAAUUACUUUUAUAAUAUAAGACAUCAAAGGCAUUCCUGUGUUUUAGAA